AUGGUCGGGUACAGCGCAAAGGAUUCUAUGACUCAGAAGGAGAAACUGUUCGCUGGUUGUUUUGCAGGGGUCACGACCAGGUUCAUCACCCAGCCUAUGGAUGUCAUCAAGAUCAGGUCCCAGCUGCAGAGGAAACCCAAACGCAAGAACGUGGUGUACCGGGUCGCCAGGAGGAUAUUCUGGGAGGAAGGAGUCACAGCCUUCUGGCACGGCCAUGUAUUGGGGCAGUUCCAUUCGAUACUGGCCGUCAGCAGUCAGUUCUACGUGUACGAGCUCACUACAAAGUUCGUCGCCGGCUUGGCCGCGCAUGAGUUGCGCUUUCGAAAUGUAGAACAUUUCAUAUGUGGUGUAGCCGCCGGGUGUGUAUGUACUACUAUAGUGAUACCUCUGGAAGUGAUCCGCGUUCGACAGAUGUUGGUCAAGGACCAGUACCGCAGCGUGCUGCGAGGCGCCGCCGCGGUCUACCGGUACGGCGGCAUCUUUGCCUUCUACGAGGGGCUCAGCGCUUCCCUGCUGCAGAUGGGUCCCCAAGUUGGAAUAUCAUUCUCGGUGUUCAACUUCGUGCAGCCUAUGAUCCUGCGCAUGUUCACGCCGUGUCCCCCGGGGGAGUGCAGCAAGGGCAACAAGCACCGCCCGCAGAACAUCAUGCUGGCCAGCACCAUCGCGGGCUCCGCCGCCGGCUUCGUCUCCAAGUCCAUGACCUACCCCUUCGACCUCGCCAAGCGGAGGCUCCAGAUUGGGAGCCACAGAACUAACACGAAGUACAAGACGCCGACGCAAUCGCAGAAGUUGAUCAAGUGCACCAAACUGUUCGAGUGCCUGCUGCUGGCGUACAAGUACGAGGGCAUCCGCGGGCUGUUCCGCGGCUGGACGGUCACCGUGUACAAGGCGCAGAUGACGAGCGUCGUCGCCUUCACCACCUACGAGCUCAUCUGCUACGCGACCCGGGAGCUCAACUCGCUCGCCGUCUGAGCCUUCCAUCCUCCACUCUAUAUGUUUACCUUGUAUGAUAAUUCAUCGGUAAUGUUCAAGCUAUCACGGAUAAGUAAAAUGUAGCGUGUUGUUAUCGUGAAAGUCCAUUGUAAUGUCAUUGAACAAACUUUAGUUUGGUAUAUUUACUAGUUUAUAUUGAGGUCGUUGGUGUUGUACUGUAUUUUUGUAAGUUUAUUGACAAAUUAUUUUAAUGAAUCAAACAUAAGUUUAGAAUAAGUACUAUCCUAUGGUUUUAUUUAUCUUUCAUUUUACUAAAAUUCAUGAAUGGUUCAUGAUUCUACUGUUCUUUUGGAAUACAUACUUAGGUACAUAGUACUUGAAACUUGAACUUGUGUCAGUUUUACAGUUUAUGCUGUUUCUUGGACGAUUCUUACCAUAAGGAAUAAAAUUAAAAGUAAAUGAAACAAAGUUUUCGUAAAAAAAUAACACAUCAAUUUUAUUCUCUU
Helicoverpa zea (corn earworm) is the source of this 1439-nucleotide messenger RNA. RefSeq names its product mitochondrial thiamine pyrophosphate carrier-like. Bases 1 to 972 code for a protein of 323 amino acids. The record is from RefSeq and is a predicted model, not a curated record. Gene Ontology annotation, molecular function: thiamine transmembrane transporter activity. The transcript is spliced from 5 exons. Lineage: Eukaryota; Metazoa; Arthropoda; Insecta; Lepidoptera; Noctuidae. Gene Ontology annotation, biological process: thiamine pyrophosphate transmembrane transport. Gene Ontology annotation, cellular component: mitochondrial inner membrane.